Molecule: messenger RNA, 2355 nt
Organism: Cherax quadricarinatus
Lineage: Eukaryota; Metazoa; Arthropoda; Malacostraca; Decapoda; Parastacidae
Product: zwei Ig domain protein zig-8
Biological process (GO): synapse organization
Cellular component (GO): neuron projection membrane
Source: RefSeq, a predicted model, not a curated record
GCCGCGUCACGGUAACAUACACAACACUGCGCCGUUCUCCGCCACACUCGCACACACCCCGCGCUAUACUUCCCAACUUUCCGCCACUGCCUGGUUUCUCCCCUCCUAAAAAAAGACAGAGAACCCUACACCCGCCUGGGCUUAAAUGGACGGCAAGAUGUAGCCAGUGUACCGCCUGGGACUACAGCAAGACUUCUAACUUCAAAAAAGUUUCGCUUGUGAUGUAGGCAAACAAAAAUGUUACACAAAAAAUAACAGUAGGGAAGACUUGGAAACAGAAGAAUGGCGUGACAGAGAGUGUUUAAACCUCUCUCUCAAUCCCUCCCUUUUACUCCCCUUUCCCUCCUUUCCUCCCCUCUCCCAAGCAAAGAUAAUCAUCAUCAAGAUUUAAGAACACAAAAAUAUAUAUAAAAAACAGUUUAGUUGUCCCUAACGAGCAGACAACACGGAGAUUUCAGAACUAUUUAUGGCAACAUUUACUAAAAAAAAAAUAUAUAUAUAUAUAUAUACAUAUUUUUUCCCACUUCUGGAGAAAGUGUGUGUGAUACAAGGUGAAGUGACACUUGAAGUGAUACUGAAGUGACGCUGAGGUGAUACUGAGGUGACACUAAAGUGAUACUGAGGUGACGCUACUUAGGUCUCAUUUACCACGUGUGUUGUGAUAAGAGGGAGUAAGGGGAGAGUGAUGAAGGAGAAAUAGGGAGGAGAUAAAAGGGGGAGGGGGUUAGCGAGGGGACUGAGUCCAGCGGGAGACACUCAGAAGGGUGAGGGGAAGUGUGGAGAAGUGAGGAUAGACCUGCCUGACGAUAACCACAGAUAUGAACACAGUCUUCGGCCUGGUUGUCACUCUCGCGGUCUCUGUCCACUUGGGCGUGUGUGGAUGGAGUGAAGAGGAGACUCUGACAGCAGCGUCAGCGUCGUCAGCAGGUGGUGGUGGUGGUGACGGCAGCAGCUACAGGAAGAGGGAGCUGGUGGUGGGUCCCAGAGAGGAUCCGGAGGAGCUCAUCACCCCAGAAGAACAGAACAACACCGAGGUCACAGCCCAGCUAGGGGGCACCGCGACUAUCAAAUGCUACACACACUUCCUCGGUGAUGAGAUGGUGACGUGGAUGAAGCGAGACGAGGAUCAGCUGCUGACAGCAGGAGGAGAAGUUUACUCUUCUGAGUCCAGAUACUCUGUAGCACACGUCAGGCACCAGAAGCUGUGGGAGCUGUCACUUCGGGACGUGAGACGAAGCGAUGCUGGGUUAUACGAGUGUCAACUAACAACACAUCCACCAGCUUCACUCUUCUUCACCCUCAAGGUCGUAGAGGCGCGAGCGGUGGUGGCAGGAGGUCCAGAUAUCCACGUACACACAGGCGUCAAGUUACGUCUUCACUGCACUGUGGAGCUAGCCACAGAGCCUCCGUCCUACAUCUUCUGGUUCCACAAUGGCACCAUGAUCAAUUACUCUCCCAGAAGGCCGCUCAAAGUCACCAACCAGCACCUCGCUAGUUCCCUGGUCAUUAACAACGUCACUUGGGAAGACGCUGGAGCCUACAGAUGUGAGCCACACUUAGCGCGUGCUGCCAAUCUCACUCUCCACGUUGUAGAAGGAGAAAAGCACGCAGCGCUACACAACGGCCACAGCGAAGGAACAGACGCGGAUCAAACGGCGAUGUCUAACAGCAUUCACCUCCCACCUGUUGCCGUUCUCCUGCUGGCUCUCUGCCUGCUGACAGUCUGCGACAGCCGUUUUCACAACGUCUGGGCGUAGUUAACAGCUGUACAGUCAGCUGUACUCGCCUCUCUCAUUUCUACCGUGAUAUUUGUACCGUUUCAGUACUACGAGUGCAAAGCAUAAUUUGUAUUUUAAAGUUGUGUGUUCAAGAGAGGUGUAAUGAAAGGGAUUCUGUGUGUGUGAUGUUAUGGUUGUGUUUUAUAAAGGUUUAAGGAGACGAUUUAAAGGAGAUCUUGUGUAAUGUUUGUGGUUUUUAAGGGUAGGAGACGAUUUAAGAGAGCCCUUGUGUGAUGUUUGUAUUUUUAAGGGUAGGAGACGAUUUAAGGGAGAUCUUGUGUAAUGUUUGUGUGUUUUAAGGGGAGUUAAUUUAAGGGAGAUCUUGUGUAAUAUUUCUGUUUUUAAGGGGUGGGAGACAUUUUAAGGGAGCCCUUGUGUGAUGUUUGUGUUUUCAAGAGGAAAGAGGAGACGAUUUAAAGGAUGUCUUGUGUGAUGUUUGAGUUUUAAGGGGAGACGAUAUAAGGGAGCCCUUGUGUGACAUUUAUCUUUUUUAAGGGGUUGUGAGUACAAUUUAAGGGAGCCCUUGUGCAAUGUUUAAAUUUAUGUAAAUAUUUGAGAGAGAGAGAGAGAGAGAGAG